Molecule: messenger RNA, 6576 nt
Organism: Sardina pilchardus (European sardine)
Lineage: Eukaryota; Metazoa; Chordata; Actinopteri; Clupeiformes; Clupeidae
Gene: evpla
Product: envoplakin a
Exons: 22
Coding region: 189-6203 (2004 amino acids)
Biological process (GO): wound healing; intermediate filament cytoskeleton organization
Cellular component (GO): intermediate filament; membrane; cytoskeleton
Molecular function (GO): structural molecule activity; cadherin binding
Source: RefSeq, a predicted model, not a curated record
GAGAGGGAAGGUGUGGGUGCGCGACAGCAGACGCGGAGAGACGCAAGACAGCCCACAGGCCCACAGGCACGGAAUACAGCGCAGCACCCAUAGACCCACCACAACACAACACAACACAACACAGCUCAACUCAACUCAACCCAACUCAGCUUUGAGCAGGAGGCUCCUGACUCUCACAGACAUCCAGGAUGUUUAAGAAGAAGGACACGGUCAAAGGCUCCAAGACCGAUAGCCUGAAGAGCUCGAGCUCCAGCAAGUCCAAGCAGCAGGUCUCCAACUUGGCCUUGCUGGUGGCGCGUAUGCAAAAGAAUGCCGACCAGGUGGAGAAAGAUGUGCUGCGCGCAGAGGAUCUAAUGGUCCUGGAUAAUGACAGUAAAAACAAAGAACUGCCAUUCAAGCACCAGAAGGAAGUGGCUGACUGUUUAGGGGAGGCCGAGGGGCUCCUGAAAGAUCUUUUCCUGGACGUGGACAAAGCUAAGAAGCUGGGUCACCCACAGGCAGGCGAGAUUGAUAAUGAUGUCCUGCGCCUGCAUGAUCGCUGGCUGAAGGAUUGUUCCAUUCAUCAGGACGUGUACGACCCUGUAAAUGACGUGGAGCUGGUACCCAGGAUUAACUGGGCCCCGGUGCUCAACGAGAAACAGAGGCAGGUUAACACGGAGGAGUAUGGACCCACCUUAACUGAUGUGGAGAAACAGAUCGCAGCUCAUAACAUCCUGCAUAAAGAAAUAGAGGCCUACAAUUCCCAGAUGAGCCCGGGGACCACCAGCUCCAAGGAGGAAUACAAUGAUAUCAAGAAGCAGUACACCAAUCUGCUGGACAACUCCAAAUGGCGACGGCAUUACCUGAGCAGCCUGUACGACUACAUGCAUGGCUGCAAGAAGGAGAAGAAGUACCUGGGCGAGGAGCUGGACAAGAUCCUCAAUCAGGACUGGAGUGACCGCAUGGUGGACCCACCAGACGUCCGCAGGGAAUACGAGAACUUCAAGAACAACAGCUUGCUCUCCCACGAAGCUGAGGUGAAUCGUCUGCAGGACGAUGGGGACCGGCUCGUCGAGCUGAAGCACCCUGCCAGCUCCAUAGUGGAGGCCGAGAGGGAUGAACUGCGAAACAAGUGGCAGGAAUUCCUCAACCUGUGCAUCUGCCAAGAGGUGCAUCUGGAGAAUGUGGAGGAAUACAAGAAGUAUCAGCUUGAUGCAGAUACCUUGUCAGAGUCUCUAACCAGACUUGGCUCCACCCUGGACCCCAAAGCCCUCAGUGGCAAGACCAACCCUGAGAUCUUACUCCAGCUCCAGGCAGAGGAGAGGGCAGUGCAGCGCGGUGAGCAGAAGUUGGCCGACCUCAGGAAGAGGAGCACGAGCAUCGCUCCACUCAAACUGCGCCGCUCCAACCCCAGCCGCUCCAAGGCCAUCGAAGCGCUGUGCGACUGGAGCACGCCCAAGGCCACGCUGGACCGUGGGGACAUCUUCACUCUGAAGUCCAACUCUGACAAUGAGAACUGGGAGGUGGUGUCCAACGAUGGAGUCACCAAAAGCUUCCCAGGAGUCUGCUUCCUCAUCCCCCCACCAGACACAGACGCCAUCGAUAAAGUGGACUUGCUUGGGGGUGAGCUGGCAGAUUUGAAAAAGAGGAGAGCCGCUUUGGAGGCGUCCCUGAAGAACAAUGCCCCUAGCGCCUCAAAGUCCCAGAGAGCAGCUCCUGUGUCUGCCGCCCCAGAGAACCCCAAGGCCCUGGAGCUGGCUGGAGCUCUCAACGAGCUGGAUAAAGACCUGGCCCUAGCUGAAGAGGACGUCCUAAGCCGUCUUAGAACUCCUCUAGACCGCACUGACGCUGCUAAUGACCUUGCUAAUAGGCUGAAGGAGCAGGAGAAAGCUGCCGACGCACUGAAGGCUUUGGACCAACAGAAAGCAGCUACGCAGAAAGAGUUAGAGCCCCUCCUGGCCCAAAAAGCCAAUGGGCCAACUUUGUCUUCACUUCCAGAGAAACUGAACGCAACCAAAAACAAACAAGACAGCCUUGCUGCCCUGUCUGACUUAUACACAAAAAAGGCUAAUGCCUCUCUGGAUUUGGAGAACCAGAUCAAGAAAGUGGAUGGUAUCGUGUCUGGGUUAGAGAAGGAGCUGUGUGAAGAUGGAGUUAUUCCAGAUAAGCCCAACGCCAUUCCGACUCGCUUGCAGGAGGUCCAGGACCUGAAGAAAGAUGUGGCCAAGGCUCAGCCAGAGGUGCAGAAGCUCAGUCAGGACCUGGAGGCCACGGAGAAGCUGUGCAGCUCCCUCCAGCAGGGCUACCAGGAGUACUGCCCCGACAUCGGGCGCCAGAGGACGGACACCACCCGCCUCCAGGGCCGCUACGCUCGCCUGUCCAAUCAGCUGGAAGAGAGGGAGAAAUUAUUGCAAGGUGCUGCCAUUAAAAAUCAAGACUUCCAGAAUGUCUCUCAAUCCCUUGACACCUUCCUUGAAAACCUGCCCAAUAAUGCCGCCAGCCCCAGUGAUGACUUGGCAGAAGUCAAUGCAAAGCAAGCUUCUCAGGAGAGAGUGGUAGAGGACAUCAAGCGUAAGGGGGAUGACAUUGACAGAGUUAUCGACCUCUCUGCUGACUUGCAAGAUGCCCUCAAUGAAUAUGAGAUCAACUGUGACACAUACAAUGGCACACUGAAGGAUGGACCUACAGAUGCCAAAAAGCCAAACACUUCAGCCCUUGCAGACAGUGUGCAGAAAAAGGAAAAAGAAUUGGUGAACCGAUAUGCUGUAGCUACUGCAGAGAAUGACCAGCGCCUGAACCAACUUGGCUUGGCCAAAAACAUCAUGGGACAGAAUGAAGAGAAGGUCACCAUGGUGCAGCAGCAGCAAGCACAGCAGCAGAACCUUCAGAAAUCUCUGGACGAGACUGACGGCCUGAAGAAAGAGCUGGAUGAGGAGGCAUCUAGACGUACCCAUGCUGAGAAUGACCUCAAGACCUACAAGAGCAGAUUGUUGUCCCUGAAGAGUCGCAGGGGUGUGGAGCGUGUUGAAGAGAAGGAAGUGCUGGAGUAUUACCGUGACCCCAAGAUGGAGGCCGACCUGGAAGACCUAGAGAACAAAGCUCACGAGGAAGCUCUGAAGCGAACAGGCAUUCAGAGUGAAAUCGAGGUCACUGGCUCAAAAGUCGCAAAACUGGAAAAUGAAAUCAAGAAUGUAGAGCCCAAGCUGGUUACCAGAGAAGUAACCAAUUAUGAGAGAGAUCCCCAACUCGAUGUUGAUGCAGCCAAAUUAAACGAUGAGAUAAAAAAGCUGAAGGACGAAAUCCGGUUACAUGAUAAAGAGGCAGCGAAGCUGCAGACAGAGCUUACCAUUUUAGAGCAGAAGAAGCCAAACAUCAAACAGAAGGUGGUGCAGAAGGAAGUGGUGAAAGUGGAGCAGGACCCAGGGAUGUUGAAGGCCGUCCGAACAUUUGAGAAUGAGAUAGCAGAUGAAAGUGAAAGGGGCAGAUCCAUUGGCAAUGAGAUCUUUCAAACACAAAGUCAGAUCAAUACACUGGAGAGACUGAUUCCAACCUUAGAGCCUAAGAUUGUUACCAAAGAGGUGAAGAAAGUUGAACAGGAUCCUGAAGCCUUGAAGGAGGCUGAGAAGCUAAAAUCACUCUUGGAAGUUGAAAGAAAGGAAAACACCGGUCUCCAAAUUGAAGUUUCUGUGCUACAAAAGCGCAUGAAUCAACUGAGAGAGUUAAAACCAAAAGUGGAAGUUAAAGAGGUGACAAACGAGGUUUUUAGGGUCUUACCACAGACAGAGGAGGAAAUAGCCCGUCUGAAGAAGGAACAGAAGGAUACCAAAAAACGCAUUUCGGAUAUUGAGUAUGAAAUCACAACAGUGGGGGCUGACCUAGCGGACCUGAAAUCACAGCCUCCUGAGGUUGAGUUUAAAGAGGUCACCCAAGAAGUCGUGAAAGAGGAACGGACCCCUGAGGACGACAAGGAGAUUAAAAAGCUCACGGACCAGCUGUCCCUUCAGCGAAACACUUACGAUGAUAUUCAAGACAAGAUAAAGCGUCUAACAAAGGAGAGAGAUGAAAUCAAAGCAGAGAAGUCAAAGGUGGAGACUCAACUUCUGAACAAAGAAGUGGUGAAGUAUGUAGAUGACCCACUCUUGGAGAAGGAGGCAGACCGCCUGCGGAGAGACUAUCGUGAGGAGCAACAGAAGCGGCGCACAACUGAGGAAAUGGUCUUUGAUCUUCAGAACAAGUACAUUCAGCUAGAGAGACAGCAGCCGGAGGAGAAGGUCGUGGUACAGGAGGUUGUGCGUCUCCAGAAAGAUCCAAGACAGAUCGUGGACCACGAGAGACUUGGCAAAAACUUGGAUAAGGAAGUCACAUCCCGCAGGCAAAUGGAGCUUGAGGUACAGCAGCUGAAGGCCAAAGUGGAGGAGAAGGAGAGGAACAUCCGGUCAAGUGAUGAACAUCAGAAGAAAGCCAAAGUGGAUGAAGAGCUGAAAGAAACCAAGAAACGCAUCCAUGACCUGGAGACAGCGCCGCCACCUAUCGAGGAGUGCAUCGAGAUUGAGGAAGUUAUGAAGGUGGAGAGGGAUCCAAAACUGGAGAAAAUGAGCAAUGGACUCCGCACAGAUUUGGACAAAGAGAACAAUGACAUCAUACGCCUUCAAAGAGAUGUAAGACAACUUAAUACAAGGCUUGAUGCAUUGAAGCGGCAGAAGGGUGGAGAGAAGACGGUUUACAAAGAGGUCAUUCGUGUAGAAAAAGACCAAGCAGUAGAGGCUGAGAGGUCCAAUUUGAGGGAAAAGGUGCUAAAGGAGACAAAUGCCCGACGAGACCUGGAAGAUGAGGCCAAAAAACUGACUGACAAGUUGGAUCGCCUCAAAAAUCGAGGCACUAGCAAUUCUCAAGAGGAGAAUAAUCUGAUCCGCAAAAAGGAUGCCUUAGAAAAAGAGAAGGAGAAACUCGAGGAUGAGCUGAAAGCCCUGGAAUCCGAGAAACGAGACAUCAAAACCUCGUUCCAGCAGCAGUCCCGACUGAUGAGUGAGAAGAACCAAAAGAGCAGGCAAAAGAGCAUCAAGAUGGAGACGGACGUUCAGCGUAUAGAGAGGGACAUCUUGGAUGAGAAAGACAAGAUCCACAAGCGUGAUAACACAAUAAGGGAACUUCAGAAAAGCUUGAAGAAGGAAGAAAAUAACAAAGAGUCACGCACCAAAGAGACCAACCUCUCCACCAAAAUCACCAUCCUAGACCCUGACACAGGGACGGACAUGUCACCAUAUGAUGCUUACCGGAGAGGUAUGAUUGAUCGUAAACAGUACCUGCAGCUGCAAGAGCUGGAAUGUGACUGGGAGGAGGUCACCACCAAUACACCCCAUGGUGAGACUUCUGUACUGCAGGACCGUAAAAGCGGCAAACAGUACCCCAUCAAAGAUGCUUUAAGGGAUGGCAGAGUUACCCCAGAACAGCUGAAUGAAUACAAGAAAGGUAAAAUGCCCAUCUCAGAGUUUGCUCUCCUUGUUGCUGGAGAUAAAAAACGUUCUUCCAUCUCGUCAGCCUCAAGCAGGCUCUCAUCCGCCUCAACCGACUCCCUCAUCGAGGGAGACUUCCCCAUCAGUGGCAUUUAUGACACCCACACUGACUCAUGCCUGUCAAUACGCAGCGCCAUGAAGCACAGGAUGCUUGACACCACCACGGCCCAGAAGCUGUUGGAGGCACAGGCUGCCACGGGGGGCAUUGUGGACGUCAACAACAAGGAAAGAUACUCUGUGCACAAGGCCGCAGACCUGGGUCUCAUUGAAGCAAGCCAGUUGCAGCGGUUGCUCAAUGCUCAGAAAGCCUACACUGGAGUCGAGGACCCCAUCACCAGGGAACGUCUCUCUAUUGGAGAGGCUGUCCAGAAGGGAUGGAUGCCCAAGGACACUGCCAUGCGCUACAUGGAGGCCCAGUUCCUGACGGGGGGGCUAGUGAACCCCAACCGAACGGGACGUGUUGACAUCGUAGAGGCCGCAGGCUCUAAAAUGGUAGACAGCACCAUGGUGAGAGAGCUUCAGGAAGAGGCCAACCACCCCAAGGAGCUGACAGAUCCCAUCACACAGGAGAAGAUCAACUAUAAGCAGGCCCUGAAUCGCUGCAAGACUGACCCAAGGACAGGUCUCCCAAUGUUACCAGCAUCCUCUAAAAAUGCAUCCCCUACCUCCCCCUUCCCCGCAUAUUUUAGCCAUCGAUCUUCUAACCAUUAAUUUGAAUAAAAUGUGUUUACAUUCAGAUUGGGAAGUACUCCGAGUGGAACUCAAGUUGUAAAUGUCAAAUAUUAAUGUUUAUAUAAAAUAUAAUGUUUAUAAAUAACUCAGGGAAAAUAGGGAUUAUUAUUCAGCUCACGUAAGGGGUCACAAAUAUUGCUGCUGAGAUGUGUGUUUACUCAUUUAUGAAGGAGAAGUUUAUUCUUACUGAUCAUUAUCCUUAAAAUAUUUACCAGAUUUGGGAUGAUGGGCAUUGGUGCAAUCACGGUUUGGAUGUCGAUACUUUCAUAUAUAAUUUAAGGCUUUCUCUGAUAUACUGUUAUUACUUUGUUUGAUAUUGUAUGAAAAAUAAAUGCAUUGAUUAAAAUGUCAA